Messenger RNA from Athalia rosae (coleseed sawfly), 990 nucleotides. It is a transcript of the gene Dph5, whose product is annotated as diphthine methyl ester synthase. Gene Ontology annotation, molecular function: diphthine synthase activity. The transcript has 3 exons. Bases 11 to 880 code for a protein of 289 amino acids. NCBI's taxonomy places the organism in Eukaryota, Metazoa, Arthropoda, Insecta, Hymenoptera, Athaliidae. Gene Ontology annotation, biological process: protein histidyl modification to diphthamide. The record is from RefSeq and is a predicted model, not a curated record.
CGCGGGAAACAUGUUCUAUGUGAUUGGUUUAGGCCUGGGUGACGCAAAAGAUGUAACUGUCAAAGGUUUAGAAAUAAUACGGAAGUGUGACCGUGUUUAUUUGGAAGCGUACACCUCGAUUCUGACAGUGGGACAAGAUGUUCUGGAAAAAUUCUACGGACGACCUAUAAUCGUAGCGGACAGAGAAUUGGUUGAAAGUGGUGCGGAAAAUAUUCUAGCAGAAUCCGAAACCCAGGAUGUGGCCUUUUUGGUAGUUGGUGAUCCUUUUGGUGCAACUACUCACACGGAUUUGGUCCUCAGAGCAAGAGAAAAGGGGAUCAAGGUACAAGUAAUCCAUAAUGCAUCGAUAUUAAAUGCUGUUGGAUCCUGUGGGCUGCAAUUAUAUUCUUACGGAGAAAUUGUCUCCAUUCCUUACUGGACCGAAAAUUGGGAGCCAGAUAGUUUUUAUGAUAAAAUAGCAGCAAAUAGAGAGAGAGGACUGCAUACUCUAUGCCUAUUAGAUAUCAAAGUUAAGGAACCAACUCUGGAAAGCAUUUUGAAAAGGAAAAAAGAAUACAUGCCACCUAAAUUCAUGAGCACUUCAGAAGCUGCUGAUCAGUUGCUGAAAAUCAUUGAUAAAAAGUUCGAAGCUGGUCAAAAAGAUUUUGCAUUCACCGCGGAUAGUUUGGCUGUAGGGUUGGCACGUGUUGGUGCGGAUGAUCAAAGAAUCAUUGCUUGUUCAUUGCGGGAAAUGACCAAAACUGAUUUGGGGCCACCGUUGCACUGCUUGGUGAUACCAAGUCGAUCACUACAUCCAUUAGAGACAGACUAUCUUCUACAGUAUGCAACUGACAAAGAAAAGUUCCAAGAAAUGACUAAGCAAAAGGGACACGGCCAGUGAUAAACAAGUGCGUGAGAUAAAUUCAUCUGAUUGUUCUGAAAAUGGAACAAUUUCACCACGGAUUGGAAAAAAGAAAAAGAAAAAGGAUCAAUAAACCUAAUUCAAGAAAA